GUUGCAUUUUGUGAAGGCCUCCUAGUUCUCGAGCGAUGGGCACAGCGCAGGAGAGACGCUGUGCACGCACCGGCCACGCUGCUCUCUCUGCUGACUGUUUGAUCGUUCGUUGCCCCCCGGCUUGUACUCAUGCCCCAGGCAGCCUCAAAGGUAGUUGAUGUGGAAUGGCUGGUGACUACUAGGUUUUUGUCACCACAUCCAAUUCACAUUGACCUGGUAUACGCGGUAGUUCUUGAUCAUCGCAUCGUUGGCGGCACACCGCUUUCUUCAGCUUUGGUAUCUAUCUUGGGACUUUACAUAAAGAGAAUCGUCGUGCCAAAAGGCCUCCCUUGGGACCGUCCUAUGAGGAAUCCACCAUGCCAUCAGGCUGAACGGCAGGCUCUCGAAAACGCUUCAGCAUCACCCAUCGGUCGCAUAGGUGUCUGAACGGGGCACCCGAUUCUCCCAACAGGAAGGCCUCGACGCUCGGAAAGCGGAAGCGCGCUUUAACGUCAUGGCAUCCACCAAGGUCCCGUUCAUGUCUGGUCUCAAUCAACGAGCUUCGUACGAACGCUGUGGUGGUGAGGUGGCAGAAGACGCACAGGACCACGUGAAUGUGGAGGACAAGCCCAAAAGCUUGAUGAAGCUACAGAGCGCCUUUCACGAUGGACACAACUGCAUCAGUCCUGCUGAUCGCAGCGCAGUAGAGGUAUUGAUGCAAAUGACGACCGGUUGCGUCAGGUCACCGACGGUGUUCGGCGUUGACUCUGGUACUCUGAGCUCGCGACCUGCCGGCGAAACAGUGAAUCCCUCAAACCAUGCGCCACCACCAAGCUACGACUGCAAGCUUCAGCAGCAGUCGCAAAAUCAACUGCCAGAGUUGCCGAGUUCAAACGUUGAGACAAAGAGUCUGGGUGUGAACCGAGUGAUGGAGCCGGCAGACGAUUCGGAAGUCCCACACCAGACGCCGUCGCCCAGUCUUGGGCGCGUUAUUUACGAAGGAGCUGAGAAGUCAGAAAUAGUACCGGUCAUCUCGGAUCCAAUCGCCACCGAUGACACUGACAGAAUCCGGGAAAAGGCUCAUAUGCGGGACGGACUAAUUGGGCCAUUCCAAAGGCUACACAGCCAAGUGGCGUGGAUUCAACAUGAAUUCACAGAGCUUGAGCAGGAAAAUACUCGCUUGGAAAAGGAAAAUGCUGACUUACACGAACGUAACGCUCGUUUAAAAAGGAAUGCGGAUCGUUUAGAAAGGCGGGUGAAAUACUUGAAACGCCGCAAAGCUUCACUUAAAAGUGCACUCACGGUGUUACAAGCAGAGAAGGAGGGGCCGUGCUUCGUUGAACGGGAGAGGUCUUUUGAUAUCUGCAGUGAAUGAUAACAGAGAAUGGUCUUUGCGGGGCUAUGUUGAGGGAGCAAUGGUUCCGAGUCUAGGUAGCGAACAAGAUCGAGUUUCACGCCAGCCGCAGUAUUCCAGGAUGGAAGUCGACUCCCAGAGCGGGGACUAGCUUGGGGCUACGGCUGAUGACCACAGACUCAUUAGCGGCUAGCUUGCAAGUUCGAUGGUGGGCGAACGGUCCCAAAGGCUUGCAUUCUGAAUUGGACGAUCUACUCACAUUCAUCCGGUCCCACUGUCCAGGCGUAUCCACGAAACUUGCCUUUUCUUAAGGGGAGGCUCAGUGACCAG
This is a messenger RNA of Colletotrichum godetiae, 1663 nucleotides long. RefSeq lists its product as uncharacterized. The record is from RefSeq and is a predicted model, not a curated record. Bases 494 to 1354 code for a protein of 286 amino acids. The transcript has 2 exons. Lineage: Eukaryota; Fungi; Ascomycota; Sordariomycetes; Glomerellales; Glomerellaceae.